Nanorana parkeri is the source of this 3141-nucleotide messenger RNA. RefSeq names its product methylenetetrahydrofolate dehydrogenase (NADP+ dependent) 1-like (gene MTHFD1L). The record is from RefSeq and is a predicted model, not a curated record. Gene Ontology annotation, cellular component: cytosol. The coding region runs from base 1 to 2925 and encodes 974 amino acids. NCBI's taxonomy places the organism in Eukaryota, Metazoa, Chordata, Amphibia, Anura, Dicroglossidae. Gene Ontology annotation, molecular function: methenyltetrahydrofolate cyclohydrolase activity; ATP binding; methylenetetrahydrofolate dehydrogenase (NADP+) activity. The transcript is spliced from 29 exons. Gene Ontology annotation, biological process: tetrahydrofolate interconversion.
AUGCGCACAUCAUGCAUGCGCGCACCCGCAACUAGCCGAAGGGCACCAAAUCACCCCAAGAAGGACCUUACAAUCUCCGCCAUACCCGUUGGACCCCAGCUGUCAUCAGUGGCUCAAAAGCCGCUCAUGACAGCUGUUAACAAAAAUUCCGGGUGCCCCCAUCCCGUCGGCAUCUUCAGCCUCCCCUCCCUGCCUGGAGCCGCUCCGCGGCAUGAGAGAGCGGCGGGCAGGGGGGAGAGUGGAGCCGCUGUCAUUCUAAACAUAAUUCAGCACUCAAAAGAUACCCUCGAUAACUUGCAAAAACAAAAUGCUGCUUUUAAACCAGUUCUUGCAGUAAUUGAGGGAAAUGGUGAAGAUCAUACCUUGCAAACAACCAGAAAUUAUGCACAAGAGCUUGGUGUAGAUGUCCUUUACAUUCGUCUAACACAAGGGAGCAGCGAGGAAGAGGUUAUAGAUGAAAUCUUAAAACUCAAUGAAGAUCCUAAAGUCCAUGGAGUUGUCCUUCAUUUGGCUGAACCUAGCCUCAGAGUACUAAAUGCAUUGACACCGGACAAAGAUGUGGAUGGAGUCACAGAUAGCAACUUGGGAAAGAUGGUACGCACCAAUGCUAAGGAGGGGUUCAUAUCACCCACUGCUAAUGGUAUCGUCAGGAUCGUAGAACUAUUGGUUAACUCAUUUGAGGGGAAGAAUGUGUUGAUUGUUGGUGCUAGUAGUUCCCUGGAGGCCCCUCUAAACUAUCUGCUACAGAAGAAAGGUGCUGUGUCUACAUUUAGCUCCUGGCAGUCCCAGCAGCUGCAGAACAAGCUUGGUGCAGCUAAUAUUGUUGUUAUUGGAAGUACAAAACCUCAGGAGAUUCCAGUUAGCUGGAUAAAACAUGGAACAGUUGUUGUGUUUGCAGGUGGUGCUGAAGAGGGCAGUGAUGGGUUAGCUGGCUUAGCUGUAGGGCCACUGACAGCAGCCCUGAGGAUGGAGAAUUUAGCAAAAAGCAGUACAAGAUGGCUUGAUGCUCAGAAAUAUAAGAAGUGGAACCUACGUUGCUUAAAGCUACAACUUCUUUCUCCAGUUCCCAGCGAUAUUGAGAUUUCUCGAAGGCAGAACCCGAAAGCCAUUGAUGUGCUUGCCAAGGAGAUCGGAUUGCUUUCAGAUGAACUUGAAAUGUAUGGCCGGACCAAAGCCAAAGUACGCCUGUCUCUUCUGGAAAGGUUAAAAGAUCAACCAUGUGGAAAAUAUGUCUUAGUUGCAGGCAUUACACCCACUCCUCUUGGUGAAGGAAAAAGCACAGUUACCAUCGGGUUGGUGCAAGCACUCACCGCACAUAAAAAUAUCAAUUCUUUUGCAUGUUUGAGACAACCUUCACAAGGGCCCACUUUUGGGGUUAAAGGUGGAGCAGCGGGGGGUGGCUAUGCUCAAGUUAUCCCUAUGGAAGAGUUUAAUUUACACUUGACGGGUGACAUUCAUGCCAUUUCAGCAGCCAAUAAUUUGUUGGCAGCUGCCAUAGAUGCCAGGAUUCUGCAUGAGAACACUCAAUCAGACAAGGCUUUAUAUAAUAGACUUGUUCCUUCCAUUAAUGGGGUCAGACAUUUUUCUCCGAUCCAGAUUGCUCGUUUAAGGAGAAUAGGUAUUAACAAGACCGAUCCUGGAUCACUGACGACUGAAGAGAGCAGCAGAUUUGUACGCUUGGACAUUGACCCUUCUACAAUAACGUGGCAAAGAGUGGUUGAUGUAAAUGACAGAUUCCUCAGGAAAAUCACAGUUGGACAAGCAAACACCGAAAAGGGUUUUUCCCGCCAGGCUCAGUUUGACAUUGCUGUUGCAAGUGAAAUUAUGGCCAUACUUGCCUUAACUGACAGCCUGGGUGACAUGAAGGAGAGAUUCGGAAGAAUGGUCUUGGCUAGCGACAAAAAAGGACAGCCAGUGACAGCAGAAGAUUUGGGCAUAACUGGAGCGUUGGCUGUGCUAAUGAAGGAUGCAAUAAAACCAACCUUGAUGCAAACUUUGGAGGGAACACCAGUGUUUGUUCAUGCUGGUCCUUUUGCUAACAUAGCACAUGGCAGUUCUUCAGUUUUGGCAGACAAGAUUGCGUUGAAGCUGGUGGGAGAAAAUGGCUUUGUGGUGACAGAAGCUGGAUUUGGUGCUGACAUUGGAAUGGAAAAAUUCUUCAACAUUAAGUGCAGAGCUUCUGGCUUGAUUCCCAAUGUGGUUGUUCUUGUUGCUACUAUUAGAGCUUUGAAGAUGCAUGGAGGAGGGCCCAAUGUUACUGCUGGAGCUCCUCUAGCAAAAGAAUACAUAGAAGAGAAUCUCCAACUGGUUCAGAAUGGCUGUUGUAACUUACAGAAGCAGAUCCAGAUUGCUCAGCAGUUUGGCAUUCCAGUUGUGGUUGCCCUAAAUAUUUUCAAAACCGACAGUCCGGCAGAAAUUGACCUGGUGUGUAAAAUUGCUAAAGAAUCUGGUGCUUUUGAUGCAGUUCCAUGUAAUCAUUGGUCAUUUGGUGGAAAAGGAGCCCUAGAACUGGCUGAAGCUGUAAAUGAAGCUGCAAAACAACAUGUAGACUUUAGAUACCUGUAUGACUUGGAGUUGCCCAUUGUAGAGAAGAUCCAAACCAUUGCUCAAAAGAUCUAUGGCGCUGCAGACAUAGAACUGUCCCCAAAGGCUCAGUCAAAGAUUGAGGUCUACACUCAGCAGGGAUUUAAUAAACUUCCCAUUUGCAUGGCCAAGACCCAUUUGUCUCUGUCACACCAGCCCGAGAGGAAAGGAGUGCCAACUGGAUUCAUUCUGCCCAUAAGUGAUGUGAAGGCUAGUAUUGGAGCUGGGUUCAUAUACCCUUUGGUUGGAACUAUGAGUACCAUGCCAGGAUUACCCACAAGACCUUGCUUUUAUGACAUUGACCUCGAUCCUGACACUGAAGAAGUGAAAGGACUAUUCUAAGCAAACCUCAGAAUUCUGUACUGCCUGUGCCUGGAAUCUGUGUGAAUCCCAAGAAUGCUUACUACUUCAUUUUUUCUCUCAGCCAACUGGACCCACUGAGAAACCGCAGCAGCUUUACAUUCACAUCCAAUCUUUCCAAGAACUGAAACGUUAAACAUGAAGCUACUGCGACAAAGGAUAACUGGUUUACUUAUAGAUCACUACUUGAAGUAUAAG